Molecule: messenger RNA, 1046 nt
Organism: Notothenia coriiceps (black rockcod)
Lineage: Eukaryota; Metazoa; Chordata; Actinopteri; Perciformes; Nototheniidae
Product: pleiotrophin-A-like
Exons: 2
Molecular function (GO): growth factor activity
Source: RefSeq, a predicted model, not a curated record
GUUUUCUUACUAUCAGAGGUACUUCACUAUACAAAAGCAUCUAAUAAAUUACGUGAUUUCUUUGUGUUCCACAGGGGAGUGCAAGUAUGACUUCCAGGCUUGGGGGGAGUGCGAUCUGGCGACGGGAAAGAAGAACAGAACAGGCGUGCUGAAGCGAGCGCUCCUCGAUGCAACCUGCGCCGCCACUGUCACAGCCACCAAGCCCUGUGGGAAAAUCCCCAAGACUAAGCUGCAAGAUGCAAAGAAGCAAAAGAAGGACGGCAAGAAGCGAGAUCGCACCCAAAUGGACUAAUGAGGAUGUUUUUCCCUGUGAGGAAGGAAGAAGAGCUGGGAAGCACGUCCACUGCCCUAAUUCACCACGGUUCCUCUUUGUAUGUCCUGUAGAUUGACAGUAGGAGCCUUUAGAGCUUUGACAAAACCAGUUGAAAUAUGUCUUUUAGUGACAACAUUUUUAACUUUUUCUUCUUUCUAGCACCUGAUAAAAAACAGAAACAACUUGUAUGUUGCGAUAGGAGAUGUAAUACUCAGCGGUAGGGAAUACAAAAAGAGAUUUGUUUACUAGUGUUUUACCUAAUGAUGUUGUUUCUAGGAUUAUUUUCUUACGAAUAAAUAGGAUUUGUUAUACAGUUGAAUAGCCUAACUCUAAUUUGGAAAACUCUUGGAUCCAUGCUUAAUGAAGCAGUUUGCUAAAAGUGAAGCUCUAAACAUCUUUACUUAAUUAAUUUGUGGAGAAAAAAAGAUGUGCAUCUCUAAUGUCUCAAGUUAUUGGUAACGCCUUCCCCAUUACUCUAUGCUAUUGAUGUUUUUCUUCCAUUUCAAGUUAGAAUAAACAUAAGCUAGUUUUGUUUGGAGGCUGCAUGAAAAAGCUUCUCUACAAGUGUGCAAACUACUGCUGUUUUUAGUGUUUUUCCUCCUGCUGCUCUGUGGUACCUCAAUUUAUACCCACUGAUUUUUACCCUCCAGCUUUUGGCUAUAAAACGUUCUCGGUUGGAGUUAACAUUCCCUUUGUAUCCUCUUUCCAAAAAUAAAAAUGAAUGAAAAAUAAA